This is a messenger RNA of Racocetra persica, 511 nucleotides long. The record is from the annotation of a GenBank genome assembly. Lineage: Eukaryota; Fungi; Glomeromycota; Glomeromycetes; Diversisporales; Gigasporaceae.
UAUGAAUGAACAUGACAGUGGCAGUAGGGAUGAACACGGCAAUAGGGUUGAAUACCGUAAUUAUGAACCUGAAGAAAACAUUACUGAAGAUGUGAAUGAUGAUUAUGAAAUACAAAAGGUUUUUAAUAGUUGGGAUGUUGCUAUAGAAGAAAUUGAAAAAUAUGCACGUCGUAAAGGAUUUGGGACUAGGCGUCUUCGCGUAGAAAAAUUAGACAAUGGUGAUGUUCAGCGACACACAAUAGUGUAUGAACACUUUGGUUGUCCUGAACAAAUGAAAAGUAAGAACUCGCAAAAUAAAACUACGUCUAAACAUAUAGGAUUUGACAAGCAUAAAAAUCAUGAGCUUAACCCACCAUAUCGUAACUUUCAAGAGUCUCUUAAGUUUAGUGAAAAAAUGCUUAAGGACAUCGAAUUUUAUGUGAAAAAGAUGAAUUGCAGUCCCCAACAGAUCUGUAAGGCUUUAGAAGAAAGUUAUCCAGAGCAUACAAUUUACAUGCCUAUGCUACGAUGA